Phyllostomus hastatus (greater spear-nosed bat) is the source of this 3504-nucleotide messenger RNA. RefSeq names its product zinc finger protein 883-like. Lineage: Eukaryota; Metazoa; Chordata; Mammalia; Chiroptera; Phyllostomidae. Gene Ontology annotation, biological process: regulation of DNA-templated transcription. Gene Ontology annotation, molecular function: DNA-binding transcription factor activity, RNA polymerase II-specific; RNA polymerase II cis-regulatory region sequence-specific DNA binding. The transcript has 7 exons. Bases 325 to 2202 code for a protein of 625 amino acids. The record is from RefSeq and is a predicted model, not a curated record.
GCAGCUGUGGAGUAGCAAGGUCUGCGUUGUUCUUCCAGGUUUCUUUUUUUUCCCGUUGAAACCUAAUUUUCUCAGUCCUCCUUCCUACGCACGUGAAGACGGAGGGUCACUACAGUCGAUGAAAUCGCCGCUCCUACCCUCCCUUGGCGAGAGAGGGGGAAAAUGAGAAAGGAACAUUGAUGUGAAAGAGAAAUUUCAGUAGGCUGACUCCCGCAUCCAUCUCGACUGGGGAUCUUACCCACAACCUAGGAGCUCAUUGUUCCCGACUCUCCUGGGACAAAGGACAAGAGAGUGACAUUUUCAGUAUUUCCUCAUCCUUCUGCCAUGAGUGUGCUGGACAUGGAUGAAGGGGCUGUACAGAUGCUUUUGAAGGUACAUCCUCAAAAUGCAUAUAUGACCCCACAGCAUAUUGUCACCAGAGAAAAGAACCCCAAGCAGGAUGAAGACGCCAUGGCUGUUGCUCAGGGAUUGUUGACCUUCAAGGAUGUGUCAGUAGAUUUUUCUCAGGAGGAGUGGGAAUGCCUGGGCCCAGCUCAGCGGAAACUGUACAUGGAUGUGAUACUGGAGAACUACAGGAACUUAGUCUCUCUGGGUCUUGUUGUCUCUAAGCCAUACCUGGUCACCUUUUUGGAGCAAAUGAAGGAGUGCUGGGAUAUGCAGAGAAAAAAGUUAAUUUCUGCUCACCCAGCUUUGUCAUCUGAAGACAACCAGGCCUUGUUGAGAAACCCAGGGAUGGAAGAUUUAUUCUCUAAAAUAAUGCUGGGUACAUAUAACGAAGACAGAAGUUAUCAGUGUGAUGAACAUUGGAAAAAUUUUGACCACAAGUCAAAUCUUAAUACACAUCAGAAUACUGAGCUUCCAGAGACCCAAAACCAAGGUGAAAAAGUCUUUGUCCAGAUGUCAAAUCGCAAUACACAUCAGGUUAUUCCUAUUGUGGAGAAGACAGACAAACAAAGUGAAUGUGUCCAAUCUUUUAAACAAUCUUCAACUCAAGAUAAAAAAGGAAAUAUUCAUACAAGGGAGGAUGGUUACAAAUGUGUACCGUGUGACAAAAUCUUCAGUCAGAUAUUCAGUGGAAGUAGACUUAAGGUAAUCCGUACAGGAGAAAAACGUUAUAAAUGUAAAAUAUGUGGUAAAACAUUUAAUUGCCCCUCAGCUCUUAGUGCACAUCAGAUAAUUCAUAUAGGAGAGAAGUUCUAUGAAUGUAAAACAUGUGGCAAAUCCUUUAAAUGGAAUUCAUGUCUUAUUGAACAUGAAAGAAGAAUUCAUACUGGUGAGAAACCUUACAAAUGCAGAGAAUGUGGUGAAGACUUUAGCCAGUCCUCAUUCCUUACUAAACAUCAGAAGAUUCAUACUGGAGGGAAGCCUUAUCAAUGUAGAGAAUGUGGUAAAGCUUUUAGCCAGUCCUCUUACCUUACCAAACACCAGAAGAUUCAUAUUGGAGGGAAGCCUUAUCAAUGUAGAGAAUGUGGCAAAGCCUAUAGGCAGUUCUCACACCUUACUUAUCAUCAGAUGAUUCAUACUGGAGAGAAGUCAUAUAAAUGUAGAGAAUGUGGUAAAGCCUUUAGCAAGUCCUCAAAGCUUACUUAUCAUCAGAGAAUUCAUACUAGUGAGAAGCCUUAUAAAUGUAGAGAUUGUGGUAAAGUCUUCAGUCAUUCCUCAGACCUUACUAAACAUCAGAAAAUUCAUACUGGAGAGAAGCCUUAUCAAUGUAGAGAAUGUGGCAAAGCCUUUAGGCAGUCCAUUCACCUUACUGAACAUCAGAAAAUUCAUACUGGAGAGAAGCCUUAUCAAUGUACAGAAUGUGGUAAAGCCUUUAGCCGGUCUUCAUACCUUACUCAACAUCAGAAAAUUCAUACUGGAGAGAAGCCUUAUCAAUGUAGAGAAUGUGGUAAAGCUUUUAGCCAGUCCUCAUACCUUACUAAACACCAGAAAAUUCAUACUGGGGAGAAGCCUUAUAAAUGUACAGAAUGUGGCAAAGCCUUUAGGCAGUUCUCACACCUUACUUAUCAUCAGAUAAUCCACACUGGAGAGAAGUCUUAUAAAUGUAAAGAAUGUGGUAAAGCCUUUAUCCGGUAUUCAUACCUUACUGAACAUCAGAAGAUUCAUAGUGGAGAAAAGCCUUACAAAUGUAGAGAAUGUGGUAAAGCCUUUAGCAAGUCCUCAAAGCUUAAUCGACAUCAGAAAAUUCAUAUUGGAUAGAAGUCUUAUGAAUAUAGAGAAUAUUGCAAAGCUGUUGGUCUUAAGCUGUUACCAAUCAUAGGAGAAAUUAUCCUGUAUAAAGUGCUCUAUAUGUAGAGUAUAUGUUAAAUCCUUUAGCUAGUGCUCAAACCUUACUAAAAAUCAGAAAAUUCACACGAGAGAAACAUUAAUGUGUAGAAAAUGUGGCAAAACCUUUUACUGGUGUUCAAAUGUUAUUGGAUAUCAGAAAGUCCAUACUGGACAGAAAUUUUAUAGAUGUAACAAGUGUGGUACAAUUUUUACAAAUAUAGAGAAUAUGACAGAGCCUUUAACACUUUUCAAAGCUUCUCAUCAGAUCAUUCUUUGUGGAGACAAACCUUACAGAUGUAAAAAGUGUGGCAAAGCAUUUUUUAUUUUCAGCUGUACCUUACUAAACAUGAAAUAAAACAUUGGUGAGCCCUGGCUGGUGUGGCUUAGUGGAUUGACCACUGGCCUGAAAACCAGAGGGUUACCAGUUCCAUUCUUACUCAGGGCACAUGCCUGGGUUGUGGGCCAGGUCAGGAUCCCAGUAAUGGGUGCAUGAGAGGCAACCACACAUUGAUGUUUCUCUCCCUCUCUUUUCCUUCCCCUCUCUCUAAAAAUAAAUAAAUAAUAUUUAAAAAAAAACAUUGUUGAGAGAAACCUUAUAAAUGUGGAAAAUGUGGGAAAACUUUUUAUUUCUAUUGGUGUUUUACACAACAUGAGACAAAUUAUAAUGGAGAGAAAACUUACAAAUGUAAAGCAUGUGUCAAAGCCUUUAAUAAGCAUUCAUGUUUUACUCCACAUGAGAGAGGAUCUCACACUCAGGAGAAAUCUUACAAAUAGAAUGUAGUAUAUCCUUUUAUGAUUAAUGAACACUUAGAAUCACAGAAUUUAUACUGGAAAAGAAGCCUUAUAAAUGUAGAGAAUGUGGCAAUGUUUUUGUCCAGUCCUCACCCCUGACUGACCAUCAGAGAAUUCAUACUGGAGGAAAGCUUUAUAUAUGUGGGAAAAAUAUGUAUAUGAAAGCCUUUAAUCGCUCUUUAAAACUUACUCGAAACAUGUCAUUCAUACUGGAGUGAAACCUUAUAAAUGUAGCAUAGGUGCAAAAUCUUUUAAUCAUUAGUAGUAUCUUACCUAACACCAGAGAAUUCUUAUGGAGACAAAUCAUACAAACGUAGGUAAUGUGGGAAAGCUUUAAACCUGUGUUCAAAACAUACACAAUAUUGGAGAAUUCAUGCUGGAGAAAAACAAUAAAAAUGAAAAUUUUAAGAAUACCUUUCACCAUUGCUCAAGCCUCAUUCA